Molecule: messenger RNA, 3453 nt
Organism: Maudiozyma saulgeensis
Lineage: Eukaryota; Fungi; Ascomycota; Saccharomycetes; Saccharomycetales; Saccharomycetaceae
Source: the annotation of a GenBank genome assembly
AUGCAUCCAACCAAUAUAGACCCUGGGUCAAAUGAAUAUCAUGAUGAAGAAGAACACCCAUUUACUGAGGAGAGUAAGCAGAAGGCAAUGGAAUCAAUGGCCCCCAUUUUAGAGGGAUUCAAUCCUAAAACCUCUAUCAGUGAAAAUAAAUCAUAUAAACUUCCUCCAACUGGUACCUCUAGAUCUGAUUCUAUCGAUGAAUUUGAUCUAGAUAAUGGUAUUCCUAUCGAAGUGGAAACACAACCAUGCCAUGAAACAGAACCUGACUUGAUUAGUCCGAAAACUCAUACAUUUGAUGCGACGUUUUUAAAAGAAUUUCCAAAAACAGAUAAACCGGCACCAUCUGUGGACCCUACUUUGGUCAAUAACCCUUAUGAUAAUUAUUCACGUGAAAAUUCUACUCCGUUAGUUGACACCAAUGAAUCUAUCGCAUCUGCUUCAACCUCUCAUCUUUCGGUUACGUCACAAGCAAUUCCUUCCUCAACACCUAGCUCUACUGCAUCGUCUAGGAAAUCUUCGACUAGUCAACCAAAACCUGUAUUACCAAAGAUUGGUAAGAUCGGUAUUUGUGCAAUGGAUGCCAAAGUAUUAUCUAAGCCAAUGCGUCAUAUUUUAAAUCGUUUAAUUGAACAUGGCGAAUUCGAAACGAUAAUCUUUGGCGAUAAAGUAAUCCUGGAUGAAACUAUCGAAAACUGGCCUACUUGUGAUUUCCUUAUCUCGUUCUUCUCUUCUGGAUUUCCUUUAGAUAAAGCCAUUAAUUAUGUAAAGUUGAGAAAACCAUACUUCAUUAAUGACUUAGUGAUGCAGAGAGCUCUAUGGGAUAGACGUUUAUGCCUACAAAUUCUUGAAGCAAAUCAUGUUCCAACACCACCUAGAUUAGAAAUAACUAGAGAUGGUGGCCCACACGCAGACGAAGAGUUAAAGGCGAAACUAUUGGAAAGAGGUGUGGUAGUUUCUCAUACACCUGAACCAGUAUGGAGAAUGCGUGACGAAGAUACUUUAGAGGUGAAUGGUAAGAUUAUGAAGAAACCAUUUGUUGAGAAGCCAGUGGAUGGAGAAGAUCACAAUAUCUACAUUUACUAUCACUCCAAAAAUGGCGGUGGUGGUAGAAGAUUGUUCCGUAAAGUUGGGAAUAAAUCAUCUGAAUUUGAUCCGACUUUAAUAAACCCAAGAACAGAUGGUUCCUAUAUAUACGAAGAAUUUAUGGAUACUGAUAAUUUUGAAGAUGUCAAAGCUUAUACUGUUGGAGAGAAAUUUUGUCAUGCAGAGACAAGAAAAUCACCAGUAGUAGACGGUAUUGUUAGAAGAAAUACUCAUGGUAAGGAAGUCAGAUACAUAACUGAAUUAACCACAGAAGAAAAAGACAUGGCGAGACAUGUAUCUAAGGCAUUUUCUCAGAUGAUAUGUGGGUUUGAUUUAUUACGAGUCUCUGGUAAGAGUUACGUUAUUGAUGUAAAUGGGUUUUCUUUUGUUAAGGAUAACCCAUCAUACUACGAUUCAUGUGCAAGGAUACUAAGAGAGACAUUUUUACAGGCAAAGAAGAAACUUGACGUAGAAAAGAGAACUUUACCGCUGAUUAGAGAGGAAAAGAGCCAAAAAUGGGUUUUCAAAGGUCUAGUAACUGUUAUUCGUCACGCAGAUAGGACACCCAAACAAAAAUUUAAACAUUCUUUCACAUCUCCAAUAUUUAUUUCCUUGUUGAAGGGCCAUAAAGAAGAAGUUGUAAUCCGUCAUGUCUCAGAUUUAAAGAUCGUCUUACAGGCGCUACAAAUUGCAAGAGAACAAAAAGCUGGAGAUCCUGCUAAAAUUAAAGUUUUAUCCAACGCUUUAGAGAAAAAAAUGGAACUACCUGGGACAAAGAUUCAAUUAAAACCUGUGCUAAAUGAAGAUAAUGAAGUUGAAAAGGUGCAGUUUAUCCUAAAAUGGGGUGGCGAGCCAACACAUUCGGCUAAAUACCAAGCUACUGAAUUAGGGGAACAAGUUAGACAAGAUUUUGAUUUGCUUAACAAAAGUAUUUUGGAUGAUAUCAAAAUAUUCUCUUCAUCUGAGAGAAGGGUUCUCCUCUCUGCACAAUACUGGACAAUGGCUUUAUUUGGAGCAGAUAAAUUAGGUAGUGAUGAAAUUAGUAUAAGAAAAGAUUUAUUAGAUGAUAGUAAUGCUGCAAAAGAUUUGAUGGAUAAGGUGAAAAAGAAGUUGAAACCUCUUUUGAGGGAGGGUAAAGAGGCACCGUCUCAAUUUGCUUGGCCCGCUAAGAUGCCCGAACCUUACCUAGUUAUCAAAAGAGUGGUUGAGCUGAUGAAUUAUCACAAAAAAAUUAUGGAUUGUAAUUUUAAAAAUAAGGAUGUUGACAAAUUCCAAUCCAGAUGGUGUUGUAACGAGGACCCUAGCUUAUUCAAGGAGAGAUGGGAAAAACUAUUUAAAGAGUUCACGAGCGUAGAGAAAGUAGAUCCAUCUAAAAUCUCGGAAUUGUAUGACACAAUGAAGUAUGACGCCCUACAUAAUAGAAAGUUCUUAGCCAAAAUUUUUGAUCCUGUCGAAUCCCAAGAUGAAAUAGAUCAAGAAGUUAUUGACCAUUCGCUAGUGGAUCGUUAUCCAAUCAACGUCUUAGCAAAGAACAAUUUCAAAAUCGUGGAUAGUCACAGUACAGCUAGUAGUAAAACUAGCGUAGGCUCCCUUGGAUGGGUCUUGGAGAGUGAGAAACGACCAAAGAGGGACAAUGCAUCUACAUUUGAUGACACCAAAUAUAUUCAAUUGAGAGAGUUAUACAAAUUGGCUAAAGUUUUAUUUGAUUUUAUAUGUCCAAAGGAAUACGGUAUUAAGGAUAGUGAAAAAUUGGAUAUUGGUCUUUUAACCUCUCUACCAUUGGCUAAGCAAAUUUUAAAUGAUAUUGACGACAUGAAAAACAAAGACAAACCAGCUUGCGUUGCAUAUUUUACAAAAGAAUCACACAUUUACACUCUUCUAAAUAUUGUGUAUGAGGCUGGUAUCCCAAUGAGAAUUGCAAGAAAUGCCUUGCCAGAAUUCGACUAUUUAUCCCAAAUCAAUUUUGAAUUAUACGAGAGUAGUGACAUUAAUGGAGCUAAAUCACAUUCUAUUAGAUUGAAAAUGUCUCCAGGUUGUCAUACACAAGAUCCAUUAGAUGUACAACUAGAUGAAAGACACUACAUCAGUUGUAUCCCUAAGUUAUCAUUAACAAAGCAUCUUGACAUAGACUAUGUCCAACAAAAACUGAGAAAUAAAUUUGGAAGAGUUAAUAUGCCACAAAAAUUCACACCUGUGAAUAUUACAAGCCCUAACUUAAGUUUCCAAAAAAGGAGAAACUCAAAAGUUGGAAAAGAUGUGAAAGUGGUUAAUGACCUAGAUUCCGGGAAUUCAUCUCUCUCAAUCUCCCCAAUUCCAACAAGUGCUACGCCAAAUAUUUCAUCUACUUCGAUUGAUGACAAAUUAGAGUGA